Cordyceps militaris CM01 is the source of this 1578-nucleotide messenger RNA. Its product is annotated as acyltransferase, putative. Gene Ontology annotation, biological process: polysaccharide biosynthetic process. Bases 1 to 1578 code for a protein of 525 amino acids. NCBI's taxonomy places the organism in Eukaryota, Fungi, Ascomycota, Sordariomycetes, Hypocreales, Cordycipitaceae. Gene Ontology annotation, cellular component: membrane. The transcript has 2 exons. Gene Ontology annotation, molecular function: acyltransferase activity, transferring groups other than amino-acyl groups. The record is from RefSeq and is a predicted model, not a curated record.
AUGUCAAGAAGCGAUCAGAACCCUCUCCGCGAGGAAAAUCUAGGUCUGCUGGCCGGUCACAUCUCCGACGUCGAGAGCGAUGGCGACAUCUUGGACGAAAAAGCUCGCCUCUCUUCCUCUUCCUCCGCCUAUUGGACCAGACUCCGGCGACUCGCCGGCCCGUGGCUCCGCACCCGGUCGGCGUCGUCGUGGCGGCCGCUGCUGCUCCGCCUCGCCGUCUUCCUCGUCCCCAGCUUCCUCCAAGGCCGCCACGCCCGCGAGCAAAUGAUUCGACCUGCAACCCGUCUCGCCCCUACAGCCUAUCUCGACGGCAUGCGCGGUGUCGCCGCGCUCUUCGUCUUCUUCUGUCACUACUUCUACCAGGCCUUCAUCAUCGCUGAGGGCUGGGGCGCGGGCGAGACCAACUACAGCCUCCUCAAGCUGCCAUUCAUCCGCCUCUGGUACCAGGGCCCGCCUGCUGUCUGCCUCUUCUUCGUCAUCUCAGGCUACGCCCUCUCUUACCGCCCGCUCAAGCUCGUCCGUAGCCGGGCCACCGCCGAUGCGCUCACUGCCAUUAGCUCCCUCGCUUUUCGCCGCGCUAUUCGCUUAUACCUGCCCACAGCUAUUUCCACGUUUCUCAUCAUCUGCCUGCUGCGCGUCGGUGCUUACGAGUGGACGCGAGAGUUUGCCACUGACAGGACGUACAUGAGGAACGUUGUCGAAACCCAUCCCCUUCGAAUGGAGUUUGCUUCGGACCAGUUUAUCGAUUGGGCCAAGCACAUGUAUCGCUUCGUUCAUGUGUUUGACUGGAGCAAGUUUGGAGGUAGCACUACCUAUGAUGUCCAUCUCUGGACAAUUCCUGUCGAAUUCCGCUGCUCACUGUACCUGUUCUUGGUCCUUAUCGGCACCGCCCGCCUGCAAACCAAAUUUCGAUUUCUUGUCGUCGCCGGUAUCAUGUGGUUCGUCUACACACACUCGCGCUGGGAGUUGCUCCUUUUUCUCUGUGGCAUGGUCCUGGCUGAGAUGGACCUGAUUCGCGGUGCGCACAAAGCCUCCGCCUCUUCUUCUCCCGAUUUGCCACUUCGCGACGGCUCCCCUGUACCCCGUCCUCGCUGGAAGCGUGCCUUCUGGGGCGGCGUCAGCAUCCUCGGCCUGUACCUGAUGUGCCAGCCCGAUGUCAAGGGCAGCAUUACACCCGGCUGGGUCUGGUUGCACGCGCAGAUCCCCGUCUGGUGGAGGGAAGAGCCUUACCGCUACUACCAGUCGCUUGGUGCUGUCAUCUUUGCCUUGGCUGUCGGCCACUCCCCGUCGUGGCAGGCCGUGUUCAACACGGCCGCUGUGCAGUACCUUGGCAAGAUCUCCUACGCCAUCUACCUCAUGCACGGCCCGGCCAUGCACUGCAUCGGCUACCACUGGGAGCGGAUGGCCUACGCCAUCACCGGCACCGACGGCUAUUGGUACAAUGCUGGCUUCGUCCUCGGCGCCGUCUUCUGCAUCCCCACGGUGGUGUGGUGCGCCGACAUCUUCUGGAGGGCCGUCGAUAUCCCGACGGUCAAGUUUGCCAAGUGGGUGGAAUCUAAAUGCAUUGUUCAGGCGUAA